AUGGACAUCAAUGAUCGAGAGACAGCAUGGGCGGAUGCUUUGGAAAUUAUUCGAGAUGAAGGUGCAGAUCAGAAUUCACAAAGAAAUGGUAAUUGAAACUUUCUUAAUUGCUGUUCUUUUAUCACUUUAGACUGCCAGCAGCUUAUAUUUGGCUUUUCAGACACACAUAUCACUUACUCACGGCCGUAUCUUCAAGAAUCGGUAAAUCAUUGUGCACCUAACAUGACGAGCAGUUUUGCUCACGGGCCCUUCUCUGGGUUUGGCCACAGCUUCUAUGACCAGCUUUAUCCAAGUGUCAGCUCACCUCCUCAACUUAUUCCUAACCCUCCGAGUACCGUUUCCCACGCCAAUCAGCGAAAUCACCCACCUGCAUCCAUGUUUGGCGAGAUGAAUCCAAUUGAGAAGAAAUGGAUCGAAUUCCGAAACAGUGUGGUUUUAAAUGUCCCACUGGAUGAACGCUUGGAUUUUCUAGAUGGUCUUGACACAUUGUUGAAGGCAGGGAGACUCAAGAAAUUGCAAAAAACGUAAGAUUUUGACAUUAUUCUUGGGUGAUUUAUGAGAUUAGGUGAUAAACUGGGCGGUAUGAGUUAAAUUUUAUUGCGGAUGGGAUUAUUGGUGUCUUAUGGAGAUAUGGAAGUCAGUAAAUAGAAAGGGAAAUCCCGAGGCACUUAGAAAUUUACCUUAUACCUCAUUGUAGGUGUAAUAUCUUCUUUUAGGUUUCUGAAAAGGAAAUUUCGGCCAGCAGACAUGACUGGGUCUUCUCGAAAGCGACCUUUGGAAGACGACCGACCAUUGGAUUUGUCUUCUCAACCGAAGCGCAAUAAUCAGGUGAGUCUUACACCAUUUUAGGUAAUAUUUCAACGUAAUAUUAUCGAUUUAAUCUGAUAUAAAAGUUAAAAUAUACUUGCAGGUGACUCCGCACUUUCCGACUUUGGAUUUUCAAGUUUUGAGCACCAGUUCUUACAAUUAUCAAACACUUCCAAACGCGAUUCCUCAACUAAACUCUCCCCAUAACUUUCGACGAGAUGUAAUUCAACGUUCAACCCCCAUUCCUCAACAAAUGAUGCAGUUAAAGCCGGUUACAGAAGUCGCUCAGGUCAAAACCGUGUUAAGUGAUAUUUAUUCUGCCAUAUUUUAG
Bursaphelenchus xylophilus (pine wood nematode) is the source of this 1138-nucleotide messenger RNA. Lineage: Eukaryota; Metazoa; Nematoda; Chromadorea; Rhabditida; Aphelenchoididae. The record is from the annotation of a GenBank genome assembly.